This is a messenger RNA of Megalops cyprinoides (Indo-Pacific tarpon), 4704 nucleotides long. RefSeq names its product up-regulator of cell proliferation-like. The record is from RefSeq and is a predicted model, not a curated record. Lineage: Eukaryota; Metazoa; Chordata; Actinopteri; Elopiformes; Megalopidae. The coding region runs from base 1 to 4704 and encodes 1567 amino acids. Gene Ontology annotation, molecular function: GTP binding. The transcript is spliced from 2 exons.
AUGACAGGAACCACACUUGAAGAACUUCUCUCUGAUUUGGGACUGAAAGACCACAUUAAAACGAAGCUGACACUGAGUAAAGUGCUUGAGAUAGGAGAUAGAAGUGCAUUGGAUGAACCAGCUCAGUCCCUGAAGGCACUUCCAGGAUGUGUUUUGAACAGACUGAUGAUGGCGAAUGUAACUGCCAGAAGUACACAGUACACCCCUUCAGACGAAGAGGCAUCACUCAAUGGAAGAGAGUGUAACAGUCUGGUGAAGGAUCUGGAUAAUGCCAUUAAUCCUCUAGACAUCAUGACAGCUCUGUUUCUCUGUUGUGAUUCUUUCCUUCAACUGGAAUUGUUUGUAAAAAUGUCCAUGUGCCAAUUUGCUGUGCCCCUCCUGCUUCCAAACUGUGAUACAGAGAAAUGCACAUUAAUGCUGUGGGCCAUGAGAGACAUCAUUAAGAAGAUCCGGCCCAACAUCAUGGCUGGCUCGUCAUUCAUAGAGAACAGCAUUGUUCUUGCUGAUCUCCCUAUGGUGUCUUUUGUCAGGCUGGGCAAUGUUAGUGUGUCUAAAUCACAGUUUUUGAACAAGCUGCUGAGCAAUCCUCAGCAGUACCAUGACACUUUUGUUCAUCAUGACAUGGAAUGUGGAGACAGACCCAGAAGGCUCUCAGAUGGUUUGGUGGAAAUCAGUUGGUACCUACCAUCUGGAAAAAAAAACAUAGACAUCUUCACAGAGCCUUUGGCUGUGGCUAACCUCAGAGGGGAUGUCAGGUCCUUUGAGACUCAGUACAGGUUUCUGUGUCAGACGUCAGCAGCAGUUUUUGUUUUCUUUGAAGAUUUUGAACUCAGUCCCAAAUACUUCACUGUCGGUGACAUGAAAGCUCAGCUAUUUGUAAUAAUUUCUCAGGGAGAAACAUUGCAGCAUGAUUCUGAUGCACUGCAAAAAAUGGCGGCAAAAUGUAAGAUCCAAUCUAGUAAUUUAAUUGUGAAGACCACACAGAAUGACACAAAUUUUGUGAAGAAUGUGCGUACCACAGUGAGACAUGUUAUUGAGAAAAGCCCGCAUAAAAUGAGAGUGGAGGAGAUGUCUGGUGUUGCCCAUGAGUUAGGCAUUCUGGUGGAUGAAGAUCAUGAUGAAUGCCAGAGAGCCAAGCAGAAAGCUGAUGAAAUCACAUGCAAGAUAAAGGACACAGUGAGGUUCAAGGAGACUCAGCUACCUUUACAAGGGGAGAUCUGGAAAGAACUCUCUCAGUUAGAGAAGGAGAAGUCCAGACUAAGGCAGGCGGGAGAUCAGGAGAUCGAACAUUACAAAAGUUCACUUGAGAAAAAAGAAAGGGAACUGAGAGAAAAGCAGCGGGGUUUUAAUAUGACAGAAGCCAUGUCAAGCUUCAUUACUGGAAUGUCAGUUUCAGGCAUAGAGCGAUCCUAUUUCCUGAAGUGGAUGAGAAUUAAUUUGGAUAACCUGUCACGUAAGAGCCUCUCUGGUUUGCGGGAGAAAUAUAAAGAGUAUUGUAAAACUUCUGGAGAAAAAAAAGAGAUGAUUGUGGAUCUUGAUGAACAAAUUUCAAACAGCUCCUUAGGAACUGAACACUUCCUUCGUGAAAUGGGACAGCUGUAUGAAUCUGCAUGUUCCAUCUCUGACAAUAGCCCAGGAAGAAAACAAAUACAGGAUCUGCCUAAGUUUGGUGCACAGAUGCUCCUGGAUGGUUUCCCUCUAGAGCUUGUUGAUGGAGAUGCAUCAAAUAUCCCAAUAAAAUGGAUAUCUGAAGUACUGUCUAAUCUCCACAGCCUUGUAAACUCCAACACUAAGAUUCGUGUGGUCACUGUGCUGGGGGUCCAGAGCACUGGGAAGUCCACCCUGCUCAAUACCAUGUUUGGGGUGCAGUUUGCUGUCAGCAGUGGCAGGUGCACAAGGGGUGCCUUCAUGUUGCUCAUCAGAGUCAAGGACAAAUUUAGAGAGCAGCUUGGCUGUGAUUUUCUCAUGGUCAUUGACACAGAAGGGUUAAAGUCCCCAGAACUGGCCCAGCUGGCUGACAGUUAUGAGCAUGAUAAUGAACUGGCCACUCUGGUGGUGGGACUGAGUGACAUCACAAUCAUCAACAUCGCCAUGGAGAACUCCACAGAUAUGAAGGACAUCCUGCAGAUUGUGGUUCAUGCCUUCCUGCGCAUGAAGGAGGUGGGGAAGAAACCCUGCUGUCAGUUCGUGCAUCAGAAUGUGGCUGACGUCUCUGCCCGUGACAAUAACCUGAGAGGAAGGAAAGUUCUGUUGGAGCAGCUAGAUGAGAUGACCCAAGCAGCAGCCAGAAUGGAGAAGAGGGGUGACAGCAAGUUUACAGAUGUCAUGAAUUAUGACCCAGAGAAGAACACAUGGUACAUCCCUGGCCUUUGGCAUGGCAAUCCACCUAUGGCAGCAGUCAGUACGGGUUACAGUGAGGCUGUGAAUGAGCUCAAGAGCAGCGUGAUUGAGGCAUUAAAAGAGCUCAAAGAGACCAGACCUGCACACACAUUUCCUGAGUUCCUGAAGUGGACAAGGAGCUUGUGGACGGCAGUGAAAUGUGAGAACUUUAUCUUCAGCUUUCAGAACAGUCUAGUGGCUGAGGCUUACACCAAGCUGUGCAAAGAAUUCAACAGGUGGGAUUGGACUUUCCGGAAACACAUGUAUAACUGGGUGAUAGAGGCUGUGACUAAAGUGUCAAACUUUGACACAGAAACCCUGACAGCUCAGUAUGGAUCCAACAUGGAUGAACUAUUGACAAGUCUGAAAAAUGAGGGAACUGCUGAGCUAGACAAAUCUGAGAAACAGAUUUUAAAGAACACAACUGAAUAUUUCAAGAAAAAGGACGGCCACGUGUACCUAGUAGAGAAGUACAAGCAGGAGUUCAUGAACAGUGCUAAGAACCUGAGGAGAGAGAUGCAAAAUACAGUGGUAAUGAAACUUGAGUCAGCAGUGGACAAUAAAAAGGGGAUGGCCAGUGUAGAGAGCAUCAAGAAAAGAUACAAAACCAUCAUGGAGCAGCAAGUGCUCCAGUUACUUGAUUAUCACAGGACAGAAGAGACUCAGAUGUCAGAUAAACAGUUGGAGAUGGAAUUUGAAAAGAUGUGGAAGAAGACCAUGGAGUCCCUAUCUGUAAGUGGACUGCAGAGACAAAAUGUUGUUAAAGAAAUUCGCAGUCUACUAGAAUCCAACCUGAAGACAAAAGCAGGCACAGUCCACGAAAGGCUGUCCAAAGUCACUCAUUUGGAAGAAUGUGGGAAAGAGCCCUUUAUCAUUAGUCAUGUAGAUAGAAAUUAUCUUGUGAGGCUUUUUAACAAUUACAUCAAUCAUGCACAGACAAAGAAAAUGCAAGAAAUGUCUGACAGCAUCAUUAAUAAAAGCAGGAAAUUAAUUGCUAACAAGCUGGAAACAAGAACAGACUUCCAAAAAAUAUACAUGUUGGAGCUGCUAGGAAUGAUAGAUGAGCACCUGGAGAACCACAGGCAUCUGCAACUCUCUGAUGACUUUGAGGCCUCUCUGAAGAUUCACAUCUGUGGGCAUGCAGCCAGGGAAUUCCAGCAGAUGCACAAUGUUUUUAUCAGUGACAAUGACCCCCAAAAGUGCCUGGAGAAAUUCAAAAAUCAGUUCUGCAACGACUUCAUGGAUCUCUUCCAUAAAAGAGAGCAAUGUCAAAGGAAGGCACAGGAGUUCACUAGUAAAUGUCUGAAACCAGCAGUCAGAGAAUAUAUCACUAAUGCCUUGGGAGUAGAUCUAAUGGAUGAACUUAUAAAAGGGACAAAAUCCAUUAAUUUCAGCACUCGAUCUUUCUACCAGUUCUCCAUUCUGAAGGAGCUCCUUAUUGAGGAGAAUUUUGAAAUGUUUGUUAGAUACAUCAGUAAAUAUGAAGACUUUGUUAAGGAAUGGAUAUUUAAUGAAAUACUAGAGCACUUCUCUAGAGAAAGCAGCAUUGCACAAUUGGAGGCCAGAUACCUAAAGCAGAUCAUUAGGAAGAUUAAAGCAGCAGUUGACAGUGCCCAGAGGAAAGCAGGCAGUGGCAACUUGGAUAUCUGCAUGUUCAUCAGGGACAUCUGCAAUAAUUUGAGUGAGUUGCUAGUCAUUCCAAGAGAUGCACUGGAUGCAGUUACACUCCUAAUCAAAGCCAAGUCCAAGCAGUUUCCUGAUUGGCUGCUGUCCUCCAUUGAUGAAAUGGAACAGUCCCUGAGUGCAGAGUAUCACAGCAAUAAGGAUGUAAAAAAAAGGCUGGACACACUACCCUUCAAACCCCAGGAUGAGCUCUUCAGGAGGGUGUUUGGCUGUGGGAAGCAGUGUCCAUUUUGCAUGGCUCCUUGUGAGGCUGGCGGGGAGGGUCACCUAGAGCACUUCACCUCGAUUCACCGUCCUGAAGGGCUCGGAAGUUACAGAUGGGAAAUCUCUGAGAUACUGAGCACAGACAUAUGCUCCUCUUGCGUUGCCAGUGAAGGAGUAUUCUGCAGCAGUGAAACAAAGGGAGAAUAUCAUUCAUAUAAGGACUAUCAGAAAUUUUACCCUGACUGGCGCAUCCAGCCUGACACCAGCAUCCAGGCAACAGCCUACUGGAAGUACGUCUUUGCCAAGUUCAACACACAGUUUGCAAUGGAGUAUAAAGCAGAGCCUGCUGACCUGCCACCGGACUGGAAAUCUAUAACCAAAGAAAAAGCGAUGGAGAGUUUGGAGGAGAGAUUCAUGAUGAAAACACAGAAUCAAUAG